UGAGCGGCUGUGCGGCUGUGAUGCUUGAAGCUGCAGAAGUCGCAAACCGCGAAAUAUUCCUAGAUAAUUCGUGAUUUUCACCGCACUUCCUGUCACAUAGUACAAGUGAAAGGGCAUUGCGGCUGCCAGAACCAAAUUUGUGUAAUGGCAUCCGCGGAGGAGCCCCUGUACCUGACGGUGGGCACUGACGUUAGCGCCAAGUACCGGGGAGCAUUCUGUGAAGCCAAGAUAAAGAAGGUACAGCGCAUGGUAAAAUGCAGGGUAACCUUCAAAAACAACCAGGGCACUCACCUAGUGCCUGAUGACCACAUUCGUGGAGACCUGAAGAUUGGGGCUCAUGUGGAAGCCAAGCAUCCAGACAAGAGCCAGUUCUUAGAGGCUGUCAUUGGGAAACUGUUGGAUUACAGCCAGUACACUGUUGUGUUCGACGAUGGAGACGAAACCACGCUCCGUAGAACGUCUCUCUGUCUCAAGAGCGGUCGUCACUUUGCAGAAAGUGAGACUCUGGAUCAGCUGCCACUGACCAACCCGGAACAUUUUGGGACACCGGUCAUGGGCAGCAAGGCCAAGCGCAAGCGACGCUCUGCCGCUGCCGCUAGCCUUCCGCUUGAAGAGGACAGCAGCGAGGAGGAAUCCGCGCCUCCGCAGCGCGGCCGUGGUGGGUCUUCCAGUUGGCCCCUCGCCACAGUGGGACGAGUGGUCUGCUUGGAAGGGGACCGACGCAAGAAGGACAGCUGGCUUCCGGCAUUAGUGGUUAGCCCGGGACAGGAAGGAAUCCUGACCAACAGGGACGAGUGCCUCGUUCGCUCCUUCAGAGAUGGAAAAUAUUACCAGGUGCCCAAGAGACAUCUACGACAGUACAGCCGCGACAGUGUACCCCAGCGUGUGGAGAACAGUACCCAGAAGGUUGCGCUGGAGAGGGCACAGACGUACCUCGAGAAAGGGGAACUGCCUGCCCACUGGGAUGCCCAAAUGCUCCUGCGAGGAGAUGUCACCGUUAAGGACGAGGAUGACGACGACGAUGAAGACGGCGCUGAUGAUGUCUCUGAUGACGAACCUAGCGAGGAGAAAGACCGUUUUGUAGCACAGCUGUACAAGUUUAUGGAUGAACGUGGGACCCCGAUUAACAAGGGCCCCGCGAUCAACGGCCAAGACCUGAACCUGUAUCGGCUGUUUAGAUUGGUCGGACAACUCGGAGGAGGGAACAGGGUCUCCAACCAGAGCCAAUGGCGUCGUGUCUAUACCCGGCUGGGCUUACCUCCCCCUGCCAAUCAGGGCAAUGCACACCUGUUGAGGAACUCUUACAAGAAAUACCUGCAGAGCUUUGAAGACUUCUAUCGCAAGCUGGGCUGCACGAUGGAGUCCCACCCCCGGGGUGGCAUCUCAUGCAGGGGCUCGGGACGUUCCCCCCGGCACCAUCGGGUGCUCACGCGGAACCAGGACCGGGGACUCGCCCUCUUUGCACCCCCGCCUGCCAAAGAGAGGAAAGAGGUUGUUGUGAAAGAGGAGGAAUCGACACCAACCGCGAAGGAGGAGACUGGUCGGGGAUCUCUGAGAGCAGCGGAUGACACCAAGGCGCGUCGGACAAGGGAAAAGAACAGCUCGGACAGCGGCAGCGGCACCACCACCAGACGGAGCAGUUCCGAGCCAUCUUCGGGGGCCCCUGGUGGCACUCAGCAGCCGGAUAAUUCGACCGAGCGUCCUCGAGGGAGUGCACGUCGAGACACGCCACCUCCCACUACCACCAACAAGCGAAAUUGGAGGAAAAAGCUGGACGAAAGCAUCGAACGUGUAGAUGAGGACAGCAGCAGCGGCGGUGGCAGCAGCAGCACAGCUGGGGGCGCUGACGGAAGCAGUGAAGGGGAAAGCUUACCUCCGCGGUCGAGGGGACCGUUAGAGGUGGCCAUUGGAGAUAGGGUGCGCGUCAAGUAUGGCCGAGGGCGACAGCUCAAGGUGUAUGAGGCCAAGGUGCUCCGCAUCGAGGACGAUGGCCCAGACCGCCGUUUCUAUGUUCACUAUACUGGGUGGAACAUGAGGUAUGACGAAUGGGUACGCAAGAACCGCAUUGUGGAGAACGUCACAGACAAGGCUGGCCGGCGUAAACGAAUUCACAAGGAUGUGCCGGACACACCUCCAGGAAGCAACAAAAGAGCUGUAGCAUCUAGAGGUGGAGUGCGUAGGGGCAGACCCCCAGGUUCAGUGCGAGGUGGUGUACACCCACGGCCCACAAGUGCCAGCAGCACACGUGGCAGGCGCCGGUCCGGGGCCCUUGGGUACGAGAGCGGAGGAAAUUCAGACGAGAGCAGCCAACAGGCAGCCGCUACGCCCCAGGAAGAAGAGCUCCUAAAAACAGCCAAGGAAGAGCCAGAGGAAGACAUUGAUGACAGGGAGUCCGGUGCCAGUAGUCUCUGUUCUACCGACCAAGCUGAUGCUCGGGAUCAGACUUCUCCACUGCCAGACAUGGUGCAAGAAGAACGGGAUACAAAGGAAGAGGAGAAGGAGAAAGAAGAGGAAGAUGAAGACACAGAUAUUGAUGAGGAUGCAUCUGGGCAAGCCAGGCCCCGCUCAGCAGAUGGGGAAGAAGACAGCAGGGCAGAUGAAGAAACACGAGGCGAUGAGCAAGAGGUCGAAGGUGACCGGACGAUGGAGGAAGAAAAAGAGGAAGAAGACGACAGUCUUUCUGGCAACUUGCUCAUUUAUGAAGAAAGCUCAACGGCGGAAGAACUGGACGUUGAGAAAGACGAGGCACAAGGAGUGACCGUAGAGGAACCACCGGCAGAGGCUCCAGUACCCACGGUUGAACAGAGCAAGGAAGAAACAAUAAUCGAAACUCCAUCGGCAGAAGAAGAGACGAAAGGUGAUGAUGAAGAACAGAGCAAGAGCCCCUCAGUAGUGGAAGCAGGUGCACAGAACGAUGAAGCAGUAGACGGCAUUUCUCUUCAGGCUUCCGCGACGGAGGAAUUGGAGACUACAGACUUCUUGCACGAGUCAGAAGUGAAGGACGAACCACUCAUCUGCGAAGAGGUGAUCCAGGAGAGCAAUUCAGAAGUUGAGAUGGAGUGUAAACUCGAGGACGCCAAAGACGAGGUUGAGGAGGAGGAGGAGGAGAGAAAAACGGAGCAAGGCGAGGCCGUAACGGCGAAGGAAGAAGAAGCAGUUCCUGAGUUGGAACCACCCGUAGAAGUGAAGCACGAAGAAGUAGCAACGGAGCCCAUCAUCGAAGAACCGCUCUACGAGGAGACUGAUGAAAUUAUCGAGAUGGAAGGAGAGCCCAUGACAAAGACCGUGCAAGAGCUAGUCGAGUCCGCACUCGAAGCCCUGGAGACGACAGAGGCAGACGACAUCGAAACUGCCCCUCACUGCGAAGACGUUACAACGUCGGUGGAGGUGAAGAAAGAGGAGGCUGUGACCGUGAAGACAGAAGAAGCCAACGAGGAAGAGGGUGAAACCCCGACGCCAAAGGUGAAGAAGAAGAAAGGUCCUCGGAUGAAAAAGAGCAAGCUCGAGGUGGCGGGGCAGAAGAGGUUGAAGAAGCGGAGCAGGAAGUUGCACAGCACCGUGGAGCGGAGGCAGCUGGCGGGAGCGCAAGUGGGGCAGUUCUCGAAGCGUCGGAAAAUGGGGAUGCGCGGUUGCAGACGAGAGGAUGCAGCAGGAAGCAGUCGGGAAGCAGUGGAAGCUGUCGCGGAGCCGGAUGAUUUCCUCUCGACGUUAGCCGAAGUGUGCAGUGGACAGGGGAGCAGCCUUAAGGAACAGCCUGUGGCAGCAGAGUCAGCAGACGCCUUGUUCCUCCUGUGUGAAGAGAAGGUGCCCGCCAGUCCCCUGCAUUCGGCAGCCGAUCUCUCUGUGCCUGUCUUGGAGAACACUCCCCCAACCACCCCGGAUGACAGCGAGGGAACUUCUUCAGAAGCUGCUUCCCCACACCGCAGCGGCUGUGGGCACACCGGCGGAGGCAGCGCUCCAGGAGUGGCAUCCUUCCUAGAUGCUGAGAGCACCCUUUCUGCUGAAGGAGACUCAGAGAAUAGUCAGGGCUUGGCAGACCUCAAGGGCGAAGGAGAAGACUCUUCCUCCUCGAGAACAACCGACAGUGCAGAGGCCCUGAAAGCAGGGGUGAAACGCACGGCUUCCGGUGCUGCACUCCCGGACCUGGAUGAGAUGGCAGCAGUGCAGACGGAUGGUGUAAGCACUUCGCCAGUGCAGGCAGCUAUAGCGGGGCCCAAGAGGGCCAGGAAAUCUACGGCACCACGAACGCCAACACGCUGUGAACCCAGCAUGAAGGCGCGGCAGCCCCGAAGCGUGCUCAAAGCCAGGGACAUGUUUUUGGGAUCAUCUCUGGAAAACACGGAAAUGGGGUUACGGCGGCCUUCCAAGUUCCACUUUGAUGCUCCUCUUGAUGAAGAUAUGGAGCCUGAACAACGUAUCAACGUGCUCCAAGAUCGGAUGGCGGAACUGCGCAAGGUGUACACAGCGCUCAAGGCUGAGGUGGCUCUCAUCGACCGGCGGCGCAAGCGGGCCAAAAAGAAAGACAGUGGUACGCCUGGGGCGCCGGACUCCUGCUCGACACCAGAGGCUCACUGCUUCUCCUAACACCUGGCAGGCUACUUUUUGUCGCUCGCACUACCUUCAUCGAGGUGGCUUUUCCUCCGCGGAGCUGCGGCUGCUACAGUUCACCAUCAUUGGUUCACCUGCCUGCAUUUGGCACCAGGGGGGUUGCUCAGCAUCCCAGUUGCGACCACAGUCACCAGGAUGGUACAAGCAAUGUUUGGCAUGCAAGAAACAGAUGCUCAACAGACAAGUCUCAAUGGAAAGCACACCUGUGCUAUGUUUCUCAGUUUUUCUCGCAACGCUCUCUUUUUUUUUUUUUUUUCUUCUCCUCCUCAAAUGUGCAAGCAGCUGGAAGAGACCGAUGUGGGGACCUCUACUGUUUUUUGGGGGUCGGAUUCCCGUUGUGUCGUAGCAGGCAUCUCACCUGUCACAUGCCGAACGUGGUUUUGAUGAGUGGUUUUAAAAUUUUAUUUAUUGUUUUAUGCAUACAGACAUACAGAUAAUUUUUAUACCUAUAUUUAUAUGCCAUAGUCACUGUACCAUACUUGUGAUUUGUUAAUUUUGGGGAAAACCACAGGGCUAGGGCUGCCACCUGCUCCACUGUGAGAGACACGGGGAAGGUGUUGAGAAAAUGGGGGCGUGAUAAGGGAGUGUCUAAAUGAUAGCAUGGAUUAGAAGCGCAAACAAUGAAAUUGGCUAGAGGGCACGUGUUGCAAAGACACGCUUCCCAUGCCGUUAAUGCACUGCCGCGUACAGCACCGCUUCGAGCUUGUCCUCAUGCAGGUCUGAUUGCACGAUUGAUUCCAGGACAGGAAGCCGUGAUAACUGUGUGUGAUUGAAUUUCAAGAGGUACAGGUGUUCGACGCCUGCAAGAAAAAAAAAAAUCUUGUUGGAAUUUGAAGACUAUUUUUAUGUCUACGUCUUUGCUUGGAAGUAGAGUGAAAACUGGACGUUCCUGCUGGUCCGUUGUUCAUACUGGUUAGGUGGCAACCCUAGAUGUCAGAUUUUUCAUGUCAGAUUUUUUCUUUUUUUUUCUUUUUGCUGGGCACAUUGUAAUUUGACCUUUUAUGCACUUUCCAUAGUGUGAGUCUGCUUUCCUGGUCCAACAGCCGCUCUCACCUUAUUUGUAUUUCAAAUUGCUCGACAUUUGUUCCUUCGUUAUUUUAAACAUGAUGUCCGUGGAGGUCAAGUUUAAGCUGACCAUUAUUUUUUUUCCUUCUUUUUUGAGUCCUGGCACCCACGUUCGCAACAUUUAACUGUUACUUGCAUUCUUUUGAAAUGUUAUCAAGUCUAGUUCCCGAAUUUGCUUCUCUCUUUUUGAAACUUGCAUUUUAUUUGUUGCAAACAGUGAAUUAUGUUGUCGUGUUUUGGUCUGUUCUGCCUAAGUUAAAAGCAUUAGACUUGCAUCUCACAAGGAUCACCACAUAAUUCACCAAGGUUACAUGUCAUGUUUCUCCUCUACCGGGUACGGUUAACCAUGAAACGAGCACAUGAGGUUCAUUUCAUUGCCAUUGUGAAAUUUUGGGCAGUAACAUCAUGUUGUUCAGUGCAGUUAUUGUGCAAGAAUCAGCAUGAAACGUACUUUCGAUUUAUGCUCCAGUUUAUCUUUAUUCGUGCAAAAUUCUAACCGAAAGGAUGGAGAGAAAGCAGGCAAGCCGAUGGCAACAUAUAUCUGUCGCAGAAACCCUGAGAAUGAGGGACAGGUCUGAGAGGACAGUCCCUCAUUCUCAGGGUUUCCGUUACGGAUAUCGCGUUACCUCUACUUUCCAAAAAAUGCUUUCCUCAGUCGGUCUUCUCUGCAAAGGGCCAGACAGUGAAGGCUUGCUCUGUUUGCUGCGUCACACCUUAUUGUAGCGAAUUAUGUUUCUAUCAGUGUCAAAGUUUCCAACUCUGCACUUUGAGGUUGUUUGGCUGGUAAGCUGCUCAAUGUAAGAAAUCUUGCACCAUAUCUGCAUGUGUUUCUUGAUUUCUCUCAGGUACGACUACCACCACAUUUUUUAAACGAUUGCACAACUGAUGUGAAACGAUCUGAUGGUUUUCCACACAGAAUAAUGUGAAUGUAAUGAUUGUGACAUGUGUAGGUAUGAAAUACCCUCUGUACAAACAGGACGGUGCCAGGAUGGUAACAGUCAGCGUACUGACAUGUUUUAGCAUGUCCAAGUUAAGUGUGACCAAUAUGUUUGACAAUAAUCUGUUGACAUAUUUUACGUGUACAUACACAUUUGUCUUUGUUUUAGUGAACAGUGACAUUUGGAAGAGAGAUGGCAAUGGACAACAUUGUGCAAAAAGACAAUGUAUCCUGUUGCAACGAGAAUUUGAAGCAGUAUUUGUACAAAAGAUUGGUUCAUGUUCGUGGCUUUUACUUUUGUACAAUACUCUGUAUAAAGAUUGUAGCGCAUUUCACUUGACGAGCCCCCGCUGUACAUACCAUGUUCCGUGGAUCUUGCAAAGGGGUCUCUUUUUAUGGCCACUGUUAAAUAUAUUGUGCAUUUUAAUUUAUUUCUACAUUGGAUGCAACUGUAUGUCGUUUUAUUUGAAGCUACCUUAACUCUCAAGAGUUGCCUACAAUAAAUGUAGAUGUAAUCAAA
Molecule: messenger RNA, 7130 nt
Organism: Ornithodoros turicata
Lineage: Eukaryota; Metazoa; Arthropoda; Arachnida; Ixodida; Argasidae
Product: AT-rich interactive domain-containing protein 4A-like
Exons: 23
Coding region: 145-4584 (1479 amino acids)
Biological process (GO): regulation of transcription by RNA polymerase II
Cellular component (GO): nucleus
Molecular function (GO): transcription cis-regulatory region binding
Source: RefSeq, a predicted model, not a curated record